Molecule: messenger RNA, 1817 nt
Organism: Bombus terrestris (buff-tailed bumblebee)
Lineage: Eukaryota; Metazoa; Arthropoda; Insecta; Hymenoptera; Apidae
Exons: 1
Coding region: 313-1614 (433 amino acids)
Source: RefSeq, a predicted model, not a curated record
GACAAAGAACGAUUUAUGCGACUGUGUCAGUUAUUGCUUUUUUUUAGCGUUAAAGUUAGCUGUUGCACAGGCUUAGCAUGCUUAAUAGAAUAAAGAAACAGAGCAAACAUUACGAUGUUUACACGUACUCGAUAGUAGCGUAAUCCGAAUCAUGUGGCGCACAGAUCUUUCGUCUCGUUGCCGCUUUAUCUCAGCACUGAUUGUCGGUAAAUAUACACGUCAAAAAACAGAUACAAGUACCUUGUUGUAAAUUCAUCAUAGAUACCUAUGGUCUAAAAACGAAAGCUGCUUAUAUAAAGAGGAUCAGUCGUUAUGAUAGUUAUUUCCUCAACCAUGUCAAAAUCAGAGCUGGAAGUUCGAAUCGCGCCAGAAUACUCGAUCAGCGAACAUCCAUCUAAUGUGGAUGCUUAUCGAAAUUUAUUCACCCUUCAAGAUAUACAAGCUUUAGUGAAACAUGCAACAGGCAGCGACCUAGUGGUGCACAAAUUCUUCUUGAGAUCAUAUUCUGAUGGGAAGCUCGGAUUUUUGGGAUCACACCAGAAGCUCAGUGUAGAAGUCAAAACCGCAAAUGGGAGAGAUAUCCUGUCCUUCUUCGUUAAAGUCGUGCCAUACGAUGUACCCAGUCAAGCUGAAUACGUGCUUGAUAAAUGUGUCUUUCUAAAGGAGAAAAUCUUCUAUCGUGACAUAUUUCCUCAACUGUAUCAUGAGUAUAAAGAUGAACCAUGGACUGCAACUUGUUUCUUGGUCAAGGAGAAUCUCUUGGUAUUUGAAGAUUUAGGUGUUAAAGGCUAUUCGUUGAGAAAUAUGUUAUUCGACAAAGAGCUCAUUGUAUCCAGUUUAACAUCCAUUGCCAGAAUGCAUGCAUCCUCUCUGUUAGUGGAAGCACGUCUUGGAAAAUCUUUGAAGAAAAUAUAUCCACAUGCUUUCGUUGAGAAUGCUUUCUCUGAAACUGGCAAGACUAGAAUGUGGUUUGAAGUAAGUGUGAAUGCCAUAGUUGCUGUAGCUGAACACCUUGGUCUAGAUGCCAGUUUGGUACCAAAAGCUUGCGAAGAAGUAUACGCAGCCUUAGAAAUGUCAGCUACAAAAAGAAAUGUUAUUAGUCAUGGAGAUUUAUGGGGGAAUAAUAUGAUGUUCAGUAACACAGUACCUCCCAAGUGUUUUUUGGUAGAUUUUCAGCUAAUAAGAUAUUCUCCUCUGGCGCACGACGUGGUACAAUUGUUGUAUCUUUGUGCUGAUCGUGAUUUUAGAGGAAAGUGGGAAGAGGCUAUGCUGAAGCAUUAUUAUAGUGUGUUGUGUGAAAUAUUGACAUCAACAAAAUCAGUUUCUGUGAAAGUUCCAUCUUGGUCAGAAUUAGUCGAAGGGAUGGAAGAGCAGAGACUAUGUGCUCUAAUCACUGCAGCUAUAAGUUUCCAGACUGUGUUAUUGGAUGAAAAAGUAGCUGCAGAAAUUAUGAAUAAUUCUGACAGUUAUCAUGAGUUUGAAUUUGUAAAUAGAAACGAAACAGUGCUGAAAAUAAUGAAAAUUGAUCCGGUAUAUAGAAAACGAUUAUCAGAAAUUGUUACUGAAUUGGUUGAGUUCAGUUUCCGAUUAGAUAAAUUACCAAAACCGACAUAACGGUAUGAAAUUUCUUAUUACAUAAUAACAAGUUUUCUUACUCACACUUUAUGACAAGUUUUUUAUUCUAAGAUUCAAGUCGCAUUGUAUUAAUUAAUUGUUAUACGGUGUUCCACUGUAUGUACAUUAUUUAUAUAUGGACAUUGUUUACAAGAAAGUAAUAUCAUAAAUAGAAUUUAUGAAAUAAAAGUUGUUCUUUCUUA